This is a messenger RNA of Aureobasidium pullulans EXF-150, 507 nucleotides long. RefSeq lists its product as uncharacterized. Gene Ontology annotation, biological process: regulation of transcription by RNA polymerase II. The transcript is spliced from 2 exons. The record is from RefSeq and is a predicted model, not a curated record. NCBI's taxonomy places the organism in Eukaryota, Fungi, Ascomycota, Dothideomycetes, Dothideales, Saccotheciaceae. Gene Ontology annotation, molecular function: RNA polymerase II transcription regulatory region sequence-specific DNA binding; DNA-binding transcription factor activity, RNA polymerase II-specific. The coding region runs from base 1 to 507 and encodes 168 amino acids. Gene Ontology annotation, cellular component: nucleus.
AUGAUCGCACCCGAUCAAGAUACCUACGACCAGCAUUGGCAGGACACAGUAGGAGAUUUACGGCAUUUCCGCUGUCAGACUUGCAAAGUUGUAUUCCGCACCGGGCAUGCUCUUGAGCAGCACUCCAAAGUCCACAGACCGGCAAACAUCACAUGCAUAUUCUGCCCCAACAACUACCGCUCUCACUCCGACAUGAUCCGUCAUAUUGAAGCAAAUGGCUGCCAGAACGCCUCUAUCGAAUCCAUUCGAGCCAGAAUUGCCAGUAUACGUCCCUAUGGCUUCUGCAUGAAAAACGAAUCACUGGAUUUCUUUUACGACUAUGGAGACUUUAAGCCUUACGACAAGCCUUAUGAGUGCGCCCAGUGCGAUCGCUUCUUCAAGGAUUUGGGGAGCUUGACCUCGCAUCUUGAGAACAGUGCGAGUUGCGAAGUCGGUGUGCACGGGAGAUUCUUCGAAACCAUUCUCGCUGCGUUGAGGGAUGAGCAUUAUUGGGUACUCUGGCCGUGA